UUCACCGAUUUACUAUCAUGGAGAAAUGCAGUAAAUUGUCUUUUCUAUUUUUUUCACUUUUCCGGCAAAUGGUUUUGAAAAGUCAUUUUACAAGGAUCAUUUAAUUCUAUAACGAUUUGACAGAAUUUGGCGUAGUAAAUAAGAUUUCUCCGUUUAAACACGAACUUUUUGCGGUAACAAUUGACAAUUUCCAAUAGAUUAUGGAUAUACAUUGUGCAUGUAUGAGAUUUUCACAUGCAGUAUAUAGAGUGAUUUAACUUGAAUUUAUGGAAUUUUUUGAUCAAUUGAAAUGGCAUCAUCUACAAAUGAGAUAUGUGUUGAAGUUGAUGAUAUUCGUGAAAUAUUUCGACAAAUAUGCCCUUACAUUAUAAGACAAUGGAAAGAAGUCUGUCGGAAGCUGGGCAUACAGGAAAUAGAAUUGGCCCAGUUAGAAGCCCAUGAAUAUCAUGCAUCAAAAGCACAUCUAGCAUUUAAAGGUCUGAGUUUGUGGUACGAACAUGUUGGAAAGUCUGCGACUAAAGACAAACUAGUUUCUGCCCUCAAACAGUGUGGUUUACACAGAGCAGAAGAAGAAAUAGAACGUCUUGAGUUUCGGACACUGAAAGUCAGUCCAUCGAUCAUUCGUCCAUCGUCCCGUCAACCAUCGGCUUCAAAACGUCGACCUGGAACUGGUCAAAGAGAACCAAAUGGGUGUAUUUCACGUCCUCCGAGUCGAACGGUGAGCGCAAAUAGUCAGCCAAGAAGAGGACAUAGUUCAAAAGGGAGACAACCAUAUUCAAAUAGAGGAGUAAGUUCAUGUGAAAUGUGUUUGAAAAUAUUAGUCACAAAUAUUGAUCCCUUAAAUGAAGUAACAGGAGUUUGGAGAGAAAAACUUAAAGAAAUGACAGAAACAUUUUAUGAAGCCGUUUUGGUAAAUACAGAAAUUCAUAUGAGAGCCCUAGAAAAUGCUCUUAACAUUCGUGAAAUAUCUGUUACAGACAUUCAAGCGGGAAGCCUGUUGGUACGAUUAAAAAUCUUAACAUUAGGAGCAUUAGAAUCUUUUAAUCAAAUGUACAAAACACGUCGUCUGCUGGCCAUCUGCCAAAAUGUGUUCAUUACAGAAAAUGCCUUGAAAACUACUUGUGCUAAAAAUGUAGGAAUAAAAGUGGAAUUAUCUACCGAGGUCCUUGAUCAUUGUCGAGAGUUCUUCUUGUCUCGGAAGUUUAAAGAAAGUGUUCAUCCAACAGACACAUUACCACCGCCAUCGUUUGAAUCUUACCCUUGCUUAGAAUCGUCUAUUGAUGAUGAGACUCACAUACAUAGUGUGUUUAAUGAAAAGUGGAGAGAAACAAUUCUUCAAGAUGUGCAGAGAAUACAAGAACGAAACACGAAUUUUGAUGAAACAAUGGACGAAUACAUUCGAAUACUAAAUAUUAUUAUGCCAAAGGGUCAGGGGGAAAUUAAUUCUCUGUCGGAACUCCUACAGCUAUAUUCAUAUCUGAACAAGACUCAUGGUGUGUCGUCUGGUGUUCGUCUUGAUCUGUUUAGAGAAUAUCUUAUGAUUGUAAACAGCAUACGUUUAACAGUCGAAGAUGUUAAGGCAAAGUUGCAGACGACAGUUCAGAGAGUACACGGGUCAGACGAUAUGGACGAUUUGAGUGUUGUACAGUGUUUAGUUGAUGACUUAGAACAUAUGUUACAACCAGAUACUAUAUUUGAGGAAGAUGUUAGUGCUUUGAACAGAAAAAUUAAUCCUUCAGAGAAACCGUUCUCAAAAUUAAUUUGCUUCAUUCCUUUACUCCUUGCAAAGUUAUCGACUGUAUUGUUUACUCUUGCCCCAUCAGUACAUGAACCAGUUUCUGAAUAAAUUAUUCUUAAUACGUCUA
Mytilus californianus (California mussel) is the source of this 1865-nucleotide messenger RNA. RefSeq lists its product as uncharacterized. The transcript is spliced from 6 exons. Gene Ontology annotation, molecular function: protein binding. NCBI's taxonomy places the organism in Eukaryota, Metazoa, Mollusca, Bivalvia, Mytilida, Mytilidae. The coding region runs from base 290 to 1846 and encodes 518 amino acids. The record is from RefSeq and is a predicted model, not a curated record. Gene Ontology annotation, biological process: signal transduction.